GGUUCUCCAAACAAUAUUCUCCCAAAAAUGACUUCAACUGCCGAUAAAGUCCGCGGAGCCUGCAACUGCGGCGCAAUCAACGUAGCCAUCGAAUCCUCCUCCUUCCCCAAAAUCGGAGGACUCUGCCACUGUCUCAAUUGCCAAGCCUCAUGCGGUUCACUCUUCUCCUACAACCUCCCCACCCCAAUCGCCGCAAUCUCCAUCACAGGAACCCCCAAGAUCUUCACCGAGACAACGAAUAAGGGAACCACUGCACAUAGACACUUUUGCGGGGACUGCGGAUCACCUAUCAUGACGACCGUUGUCGAGAAACCAGAAACUGCGUAUGUGAAGGGGGGUUUAUUCCGUAAGUCUGGGGUUGAGCUGCCGAAGCCGGCGGCGCAGAUUUAUAUGCUGAGGGCCGGGGAGUGGGAGGUGCCGCUUGAGGGGGUGCAUUCCGCCGAUCUUGAUCUCGAGUAAAGAGACAAGUGAAUGAAGGUUUGUCAUUUAGGAAGUCAAUAUAUCGUUUCUUUGAU
Molecule: messenger RNA, 515 nt
Organism: Pseudogymnoascus verrucosus
Lineage: Eukaryota; Fungi; Ascomycota; Leotiomycetes; Thelebolales; Thelebolaceae
Exons: 3
Coding region: 28-459 (143 amino acids)
Molecular function (GO): carbon-sulfur lyase activity
Source: RefSeq, a predicted model, not a curated record